Exserohilum turcica Et28A is the source of this 678-nucleotide messenger RNA. RefSeq lists its product as uncharacterized. The annotation marks the transcript as partial. The transcript has a single exon. NCBI's taxonomy places the organism in Eukaryota, Fungi, Ascomycota, Dothideomycetes, Pleosporales, Pleosporaceae. The record is from RefSeq and is a predicted model, not a curated record.
UGCAUUAUCUGCAACAAAAAGAAUGCCCAGUAUUGCGCGCGAUGCAGGUGCACUUCAUACUGCUCUAAGGCGUGUCAGAAAGAAGAUUGGAAAACCCACAAGCUCCUUUGUGCCUCAUUUUCCUCAUUUGCUACUUCCAGACGACCUACUACGGAUCAUUACCGUGCAAUACUAUUUGACCCCAAAAAAAGGAAACCGGAAUUCACUUGGCUUCUUUGCAAGUGGCACAACAAUCAUCAUGAAGGAGGCUGUUACCAGGCGCCUGAAACCGACACAAUCAUUGGUAAUGAUGCUUUGGAAAAGAAUGAGCCUAUUCAGUACAAUUCGAGACUAAAGAGGUCUCUUUCAAACACCAUAUUCAUCUCAUACCGCGACACGUUUUUGAUAGACGGCUCUCAUUCAAACAAGAGUAUAGCGUCCAUCACCGCCACUCAACCUGGGGAGUAUCACGAUUGGAGGGGUCCGAUAGUUGUUCAUGCAAGAUUGGGAGAGGGCCUUGAUCAACCGGCUUGCAAAGACAUUGAUCUGGUCGACUUCAGGCAUGUAGCUGAUUACUUCCUUUCAUAUGGAUACAUACCCCCCAAAGCUCAGGCAAAGGUGAAAGGUGUGAGGAUCAAUUGUGUGGGCGACGUCAAGAUGUUCAAGAGACCACCCUUCGAGCAAGUCGAGGUUCCAACU